CGAUGGACUUGCUACUGAAGCUACAAGAACAUGGCAUGCUCGGUUAUGUCAUAUUGGAGUUGAUUCACAGAGAAGAUGUUGGAGAAGUACAUGAAGAAGAUGAUGUCAUGGAGGAUAUCACUAAAAAAACCACGAGAAUGAGGUUGGUGAAGUAAUCCAAGGAGUACCACAACUGAGAAGGUCGGGUCGACAAGUAAGUCAGUCGCGGUACCUUGAAGACUAUGUUAUGCAGUCCCAAACAACUUAUAGAUUGUUCAAACAAGCUUAUGUUAAAAGUAAGAGACGUCAACUUUCGACAAGUAAUGAGCCAAGAGGCUAAAGAUGUGCUUUAAUGGUGGAAAGCAUGUGAAGAGGAGUUUGAAUCAGUCAACAAGAACGAGAUGGUUCUUUGUUGACAUAUUGAUUCAAGUUUCUAAUCGGUUUAAAAGCUUUUCAAGAGUUUGUAGAGAAGCAAGUCUGCUUGUCUAUUAAAACCUUUCGUACCCAUAAAGGAGGAGAGUUUACUUCAAGGGAGUUCAAUCGAUGUUGCAUAGAGGAGGAAUCUCUAGGUAUCUAAUGAAGAUUCUAAAUGAUAUGUGGGGAGAAGUCGUACGUCAUUCAAAGAUCAUGGGACUACAUCUAGAGAAACUAGAUGAAGAGUCAAGAAGUAUAAUCACGAGGAUGCAUCUCAAGAAGGUAGAUGAUUGGUCAAUCUUGGAACCAAGUCAGAUUUUAGAGAUGUUUAAACCAAGUUGGGUUUUAUUAGAGAAUAUCAA
Messenger RNA from Arabidopsis thaliana (thale cress), 755 nucleotides. RefSeq lists its product as uncharacterized. Bases 3 to 155 code for a protein of 50 amino acids. The record is from RefSeq and is marked reviewed. The transcript has a single exon. Lineage: Eukaryota; Viridiplantae; Streptophyta; Magnoliopsida; Brassicales; Brassicaceae.